Messenger RNA from Plasmodium relictum, 4398 nucleotides. RefSeq names its product cdc2-related protein kinase 3, putative (gene CRK3). The record is from RefSeq and is a predicted model, not a curated record. The transcript has 2 exons. Gene Ontology annotation, biological process: positive regulation of transcription elongation by RNA polymerase II; protein phosphorylation. Gene Ontology annotation, cellular component: nucleus; cyclin-dependent protein kinase holoenzyme complex. Gene Ontology annotation, molecular function: RNA polymerase II CTD heptapeptide repeat kinase activity; ATP binding; cyclin-dependent protein serine/threonine kinase activity. NCBI's taxonomy places the organism in Eukaryota, Apicomplexa, Aconoidasida, Haemosporida, Plasmodiidae. Bases 1 to 4398 code for a protein of 1465 amino acids.
AUGAAUAUAAUUGAAAAGGAUUUCUUUCUUAAUAUAUUUAGAGGAGGUCCUGGAAAGCAUUUUUGCUCAGGAAGAGAAAAUUUUUUUUUAGAAAAUAAUACUCUCGAAUUAGAUAUAAGAAAAGAAUUUCUAAAACAAUUAGAAAAUCCCUCAUUUUUAUCGAAAUUUUCAGAGUUAAAGAGAAAACUAAUUUAUGAUUUUUACAUUAUAAAAAAAGAAGAAAUCAAGAAAAGAUUAUGGGCGAAUUUUGAAAAUAUUAUUGAUAACUUAGAUGAUAAAGAUGCUAUUAAAUUAUAUGGUAAAUUAAGAAAAAAUAAAGAUGAUAUUGGGUUUUUCUUAAAUUAUUUACAUGAUUUUAAUAAAUUUAGUUAUAAAAAAAAGAGAAAAAUUCUAAAUAAAACGCGUGAAGAAUGUGAACUAAAUAAUUUUAAAUGUUAUUUACCUGAAAAUAUAAAUUUAGAAAACAUAUUAUGGAAUGAUAUUGAUAUGAGUAACUACAAAAAUAAAAAUUUUGAUCGUAUAAAUAAAGAAAUUAAUAAGUUAUGGCAUAUAUAUAUAACUUGUAAUAUACUAAAUGCAAAUAAAUGUCAAAAUAAAGAAAUAAUAGAAGACAUUUUACAUAAGUUAAUAAAAAAAGAACAUGAAAGAAUAGAAUAUUUUGAAGGGAAAAAAAAAAUAGCUUUAUGUGAUUUAUUAAAUAUUCGCAAAAGAAAAUAUAAAGAUAUUACAAAUGAUGAAGAUGAUACUUCAGAGAACGGGAAUACAACAAUAAAUAAUUAUAGUGAUAAUUUUUUUUUUGAAAACAAUGAUUUAAAAAAUGAUAAAAACUUUUUAUUAAACAAAAAAAGCGAUAAUGAGGUAAUUAAUGGUUAUAAUAAUGAAUUCAAUGAAAAAAAUUGUGUACAUGAAAACGAAAAUAUUACCAAUAUAAGCAAAAAAAAUUAUAUAAACAAUUCACAAAAUGUAAAUAAAAAUUUUACAAAUACCUUGAAAUGUAUUAAUAAAACAAGUUCUAUUAAGAAAGAUGAUUGUGCCUUAUAUAACAUUAAUAACGUAUAUGAAAAAGAAAAUGCUCUCAUACAAACAAAGGAAAAUGAAAAAAUAGUAUUAAACACAAAAGUACAUAGUAAAAAUAAUAAAACACUUCAAGAAAGUAAAAUUAAUAUAGGGUUGGAUUCUCAGAAAGAUUCUAGUAAUACCUUAAUAAACGAAAAAGAUGCCAUAGUACAUAUAGGCUCAAAAGAUAUAAAAACAGAAAAUUGGAAAGAAAAUGAAAUAGUAUUUGAUUUUUUAUUAAAUUCAAUUAGAGGAGAAAUCAAAUUAAAAAUAAAAAAUUUUGUUAAAGUUCAUCAAGUAGGUCAAGGGGCUUAUGGGGAUGUAUGGAUGGCUGAGGAUAUUACACAUAAUAAGAGAGUAGCUUUAAAAAAAUUAAAAUUAAAUGGAGAUAAAGAAGGUUUAGCUAAAACUUAUAUAAGAGAAAUAUCUAUAUUAAAUUCUUUAAAACAUGAGAAUAUCGUUGAAUUAAUAGGCGUCGUACAUUCAAAAUUACCUUUUGAUGAAGAUUUACAAAACCAAUAUUCUGUUUGUACAGAAUAUAAAAAAAAAAUAUACUGUAAUAAAUAUAAUAAAAAAUUUGAAAUGGUUUCAAAGAAUAAUACAAUGGAAGUUAAUAAUUUAUGCAAUCUAAAUAAAAAAGAUACUGAUUUAAUUGGGGGAAAAAAAAAGACGAAAAAAUAUAGAAGAAAAUCUUCUUUAAUUUCCACACCAUAUUCUCAUUCUUCAUCAUAUUCCUCUUCGUCAGAUUCUUCAUUAGAUUCUUUAUCAAGUUCAUCAUAUUGCUCAUCUUCCUAUGAUAGCUUGUCUUCUUUCAAAUCGUAUAAAAAAAAAAAAGAAAAAAAAUCAUCCAUAUGGAUGGUUUUUGAAUAUGUACCAUUUGAUUUAUCUGGGUAUAGUGAAGUAUUAAGAGAAGAAAGAGAAAAAAAAGAUAGAUAUAAAAGUGGUAAUUUAUUUACUAUAGGAGAAAUUAAGAACUUAUUUAUGCAGUUAUUAAAAGCAUUAGAUUAUUGUCACAAGAAUAAUAUAAUACAUAGAGAUAUAAAAAUAGCUAAUUUAUUAAUUGAUAAAAAUGGAGUAUUAAAAUUAGCUGACUUUGGUUUGGCUAGAUUCCAUUCAGAUAUUAAUUCAUCUAAUAUGACUAAUAGAGUAAUUACAUUGUGGUAUAGACCUCCUGAAUUAUUACUAGGAUCAGAAAAUUAUUUGUCUUCUGUUGAUAUGUGGAGUUGUGGUUGUGUUUUGGCUGAAUUAUUAACGAGUAAUCCUUUAUUUUCUGCUGAUAAUGAAUCAGAUAUUUUAAAAAUGAUUGUUAAUAAAAUUGGUUUUCCUAAUGAUAAGGAUUUAAAAUAUUUAAAAAAUUUGCCUUACUGGAAUUCCUUAAAUUUUAAUCCUAUUCAUCCAAACAAUAUUAAUAAUAUAAAUCUUAACAAGAAGUUAGAAAUAGAAAACUCUAUUAGAAGUAUACCUGGUGUUGGUGAUUUAGGAUUAGAUCUUUUGAAAAAGUUUUUGAAAUGGAACCCUUUUGAAAGAAUAACUGCAAAUGACGCUCUUAAUCAUCCAUGGUUUAAAAUUUCCCCAUAUUCUGAAAAAAUUCAUCAACGUAAUAAUAUAAGAGCUGCUCAUAGUUUUAUGACAAAAAAUUAUAAAAAAAGAGAUCCUUCUAAAAUUAGUUAUAGAAAAAAUCAAGAAAAUUUUAGAUUUUUAAAUGUUGGGAAUUAUAGGAAAGCUUUUUUUUUUAAUAAAUACAAUGAACAGUUUCUUCAUUCAGUAUCUUCUCAGAAUCCUAUUUUGAAAAAGUUCCCUUUUUCUUCUGAUAAUAUCCAUAUAGAAUCAAAUAAAAAUUUGAAGAAGAGUAUGGAAAAUGAAAAAGGAGAAUUAGAAAAUAAAAAAGAAAUAGGAGUUAUUGAAAAUAAAUUAUAUAUAAAAGGAUCAGAAUACAUAGAAAAUAAUAAAGAAAAUAUAAAAACAUUUUGUGAUAAUUUUAACAAUAGCAAUAAUAAUAUCAUGAAUCAUAAAAAAUUUGAAUUAAACAUUAAUGAUAAAUCAUGUAGUAAUUCAAAAGAAGGAACAAAGAGCCAUAAAAAUCAUUUAAUUAAUGAGCAAAAGAAAGAUCAAGGUCUAAAAGAAAAUGAGAAAAAUGAUGUAGGAAAAUCAAAAUAUUCUGAUUUUAAAUUAAAAGAAAGUAAUAAUCAUAGUUACAUAAUCAGACUCAGAGAUGAAAAAAAGAAAGAUAAAGAAAAGAAAUAUGCUGAUUUAGAAAAGACAAGAUGUAGUAAUAGUUAUUUUAGAAAAAGCAGAGAAAUGGAUGAAAAAAGAAAAUACAUUUCUAAUUAUAGAAAUAUGUAUAAUACAGAUAGUUACAGAGAUAAAAUAAGUUAUAGGAGUAGAGAAAGAGAAUGGCUUAGAAAGAAUUAUAGAAAUAGAAGUAAAGAUAUAUAUAGAGAAAGAGAAAGAAGAAGGGAAAGGGAGAGAGAAAGGGAGAGAGAAAAGGAAAGGGAAAAGGAAAGGGAAAGGGAAAGGGAAAAGGAAAGGGAAAAGGAAAGAGAAAGGGAAAAGGAAAGAGAAAGGGAAAGGGAAAAGGAAAGAGAAAGAGAAAGGGAAAAGGAAAGAGAAAGAGAAAGAGAAAGGGAAAAGGAAAGAGAAAGAGAAAGGGAAAGGGAAAGGGAAAAGGAAAGAGAAAGGGAAAAGGAAAGAGAAAGAAAAAGAGAAAAAGAAAAAGAAAGAAAAAGACAAAGAGAAAAAGAAAGAGAAAAAGAAAAAGAAAGAGAAAGAGAUAAAGAAAAAGAUAGAGAAAAAGAAAAAGAAAGAGAAAGAGAUAAAGAAAAAGAUAGAGAAAAAGAAAAAGAUAAGGAAAAAGAUAAAGAAAGAGAUAAGGAAAAAAAUAGGGAAAGAAAUAAAGAAAAAGACAGAGAAAAAGAAAGAGAUAAGGAUAAAAAUAGAGAAAAGGAUAAAGAAAAAAAUAAAGAAAGAAAUAAAGAAAAAGAAAAGGAUAAAGAAAUAGAAAAAGAUGUUCAAAAAAAGAAAAGGAAAGAUAGUGAAGAAGAUAGAGAUAAGGAAAUAGGAAAGCAAAAAAAAAAUGAAAAAGAUUUAGUUAACAAUAUGAUAAUACAAAAGGAAUUCGAAAAUGAAGAAAAGAAAAUAAAGGAUUAUGAAAGAAGCAUAAAAAAUGUAAAAUGUAAAUCGGAAUAUAAUUUAAAUGAAAACAUCAAAAAUGAAAAAAAUUUAAAUAAAAAAAAGAAAAAUAAAGAAAAUACAGAUUACAACAAUGACUACCAAAGUAAAGAACAAAAAAAGCAUAAGUUAGAUGUAGAAGAAAUUAAAAAUAUAAAGAAAAAGAAAAUAUAA